Molecule: messenger RNA, 794 nt
Organism: Leguminivora glycinivorella
Lineage: Eukaryota; Metazoa; Arthropoda; Insecta; Lepidoptera; Tortricidae
Product: probable ATP-dependent RNA helicase DDX23
Exons: 1
Coding region: 101-760 (219 amino acids)
Biological process (GO): mRNA splicing, via spliceosome
Cellular component (GO): catalytic step 2 spliceosome
Molecular function (GO): RNA binding
Source: RefSeq, a predicted model, not a curated record
GAUAUCUGGUUUUGAAUCGCUGCACUUACGUAGUAUUGGAUGAAGCCGAUCGUAUGAUUGACAUGGGCUUUGAACCGAUGUACAUAAAAUUCUUGAAUAUAUGCCCGUUUCUAAUAUUAAAACUGACACUGAUCAAACUGAAGAUACUUUGGAAAAUUAUAACUCUAAAAAUAAAUAUAGACAAACUGUCAUGUUCACAGCUACAAUGUCUCCUGCUGUGGAACGCUUAGCUAGGCGCUAUCUCAGACGACCAGCUAUUGUCCACGUAGGAUCUGUAGGAAUACCAGUUGAUCGUACAGAACAAGUAGUUUAUAUGAUUCAUGAAAACGAAAAGCGCAAAAAGCUGAUAGAAAUAUUGAAGCGCCGUGAUAAACCUCCGAUAGUUAUUUUUGUAAAUCAGAAGAAAAUAGCUGAUGGUUUAGCGAAAUUUCUUGAGAAGCUAGGCUUCAAUUCUUGUACGCUACAUGGUGGCAAAGGGCAGGAGCAACGAGAUUUAGCGUUGACAAGUCUUAAGAAUGGCACCAAAGAUAUUCUCGUGGCAACUGAUGUUGCUGGUCGUGGUAUUGACAUCAAGAAUGUUAGCAUGGUCAUCAACUAUGAUAUGGCCAAAACAAUUGAGGACUACACACAUCGUAUCGGACGCACUGGGCGUGAUGGUAAAACCGGCAAAGCAGUAUCUUUUGUGACAAAUGAGGAUUCAGCCUUAUUCUACGACCUUAAGCAAGUAUUGCUUCAAAGCUCGUUUCUAGGUGCCCAUUAGAACUGAUGAACCACCCUGAGGCUCAGCAUAAACC